AUGGGGAACAUGAGGCGGCUCAUGGUGACGUUGAUGGUAGCGACGAUGGUGGGGGCGAUGGUGGGAGAGGCAGCGGCGUUCUAUGGCAGCAAGAAGAGCAAGGACGACGGGAAGCUCCAGUGCGAGGACGAGAUGAAGGGAGUGAUCAGGCUGAGCGAGGAGAUAGCGAAGGAGCUGAAUAGCGUGAGGGAGAACAAGAGGGAGAGGUCGAGCAGGGAGUUGACGAAGCUCUUGUGGAUGCUGAGGAGAGAGCAGGAGAAGAUCGAGGAGUCGUUCUUCGACGUCAUGAAGAGGACCAGCACGCAGCAGCGAGAUCUCACGGGGAUCCAGACCAUUGAGACCGACGACGCAGCCAUGGUUCACGAAGUUUUCCUUAGCGGGAACCCCUACUUCGUCCAGUGCGCAGGACCCCUCGAGCCUCUCCACAAGACAUUUGUGGACGCAUCGGCCGGCCUGGUCGAGUCCAGCAUCACCCCAGCUGCUAUGGACUGCAACGGGACGUUGCCGUCGGGGAAGACGGUGGUAGAAAGGUUCUUCAAGGGAAAGAAGCUCCAUGACCCCCUGUUCUUCAUAGUGGCCAACAAGCGUCUCCCUCGCUCAUUCACAAUCCGAUCGCACGUCACGUCGGACUUUGUCGUCCAGUUCGCGGUCAACACGACAGCAGUUGUGGUAUCGAACAUCAGUAACCAAGAGGAUCUCAGGGAAGAGUGUCUGAGGAGGAAGCAGUGCGCUCUCGUUCUGCAUGAUGGGAACUACUCAGGGCAGGAGCGGGCUGUUGUUCUCUCCUUAGCUCCGAAGUUCCGAGGGAUCGCGUUCGUGCAGGUAGAUAGCCGCAAGCUUCAGUUCUCUUUAGAGGAUGCUCUUCCUGUGAGCAACGGGAAACCUAGGUUGGUUUACAUGGAAAUGAAUCCAGACGGGAAGGAGAAGAAAACUCGAGAGAAAAGUUUCUCGGGUAAAUCGUACAAGGGGGGCGAAUGGAGCGAAGAGAGUUUGGGAGGGUUCAUAGAUGACGUCAUCAGCAAGAAGACCAAACUCGCCAAGCUGAAGAAACAUCCGAAAGUGACGGAGAGAAAGCCAAUAACGAAGCAGAGCAAGAGCAGGGGGCAAGAGAAAGAUCUCAAAGAAGAAAGGUCAGAGAGGAGGGUGAAGGCUCGAGGAGGAGCAGGAGCGAGAGCUGAAGCCAAGGGAGGAGCAGACAAGAAGAAGAAUAGAGUGAAUGUGGGUAGGGAUGGAAAGAUGAGCAAGUCCUGGGAAGGAGGUAAGCAGGAGCAGCAGCAGGAUGAGAGAGAGAAGGAAAGGAGGAGGAGAGAGCAGAUGCUGAGAGAGGCGGAGAACGCUGAUGGGAUCGAGUACGUUGGCGACGAUGGAAACGAGGAGGAAGGUAACGACGCAGUGACAUCAGACUCCGAUGACUUGGAGGUUGAGGAGAUAGUUGUAGACGGCGAUGAAGAUGAAAUCUGA
Molecule: messenger RNA, 1461 nt
Organism: Guillardia theta CCMP2712
Lineage: Eukaryota; Cryptophyceae; Pyrenomonadales; Geminigeraceae
Exons: 4
Coding region: 1-1461 (486 amino acids)
Source: RefSeq, a predicted model, not a curated record